Pleuronectes platessa (European plaice) is the source of this 1557-nucleotide messenger RNA. RefSeq names its product ergosterol biosynthesis 28 homolog (gene erg28). The transcript is spliced from 5 exons. The record is from RefSeq and is a predicted model, not a curated record. Gene Ontology annotation, molecular function: protein-macromolecule adaptor activity. The coding region runs from base 245 to 676 and encodes 143 amino acids. Gene Ontology annotation, cellular component: membrane; endoplasmic reticulum. Lineage: Eukaryota; Metazoa; Chordata; Actinopteri; Pleuronectiformes; Pleuronectidae.
GCGACUCGAUGGAGCCAUUCUCCGAGCUCUCUUAUAGGUCAACCCCACAGUCCAGGUCCGAAUGACAUCCUGCUCUACAUCGAGUAUUGUGUUUUUUUACCAGAUGUGUGGCUACACGGUGCUUUGAUACACCCCGUCAGGUGCGUCUCUCACACAGGCACAAAGAAAGAAAGACAGACAGACAGAGGGACAAUCGGACAGACACAUCCAGGCAGAGAGACAGUCAGACAGACAGAGAGCCAGGAUGAGUCGCCUCCUGAACGUCCUGCGGAGCUGGCUGGUGAUGGUGUCCGUCAUCGCGGUGGGAAACACGUUGCAGAGCUUCAGAGAUCACAGCUUCCUGUCAGAGAAGCUCUACACGGGCGCGCCGGAGUUUGUGAAUGGUCUCCAGGCUCGGACCUUCGGCAUUUGGACGUUGCUGUCAUCGAUCAUUCGCUGUGCCUGUGCCAUUGAUAUUCAGAACAGGACGCUGUAUCACAUCACCUUGUGGACAUUUGUGUUGGCGCUAGGACACUUUCUGUCCGAAGCCUUCAUCUACAAAACUGCCCCUCUGACAAUCGGGGUCAUGGCGCCGCUCAUCGUGGCAAGUUUCUCUAUUGUCGGAAUGCUGAUUGGAUUCCAGUGUGUUCCAGACACUCAAGAAGAAGUGGGAGCACGACGGAAGAAACGUAACUGAGUCCCAGCACCAAACAGUUGUUGAGUGGACUCGUCCUGCUUGUGCUGCUUGUGGCUUUGAGGAGCAUGAGACGUGGAUGUGCUUUCAUUUCAAACUGGGACACUUUCUAAAGACUGUACACAAAACACCCUGCCUCAAUGUAAUUCAUGAUUUUUUAACUGGACAUUUUACAGUGGACAGUGCAAUUACAUGUCAUGUUAAAAUCAUCCUGUUAUGAGUGAGGUGUGCUGAGUUAAGACAUCAGAGAAAUUAUUCAGAGCUGAUGCUCUUCAUCACAAAAUAUCACAACAACUUAAAUUAGCAAUUGUUUUGUUUCUGUGAAAGUUUGUACACCCUGGGAACUUCUGAUCUUUUUUUAAAUUAAAUAAUAAGAUUUUUAAAUGUUCUACUGGAGUAAUAAGCUAAUGAGAUGUAUUUCUGAACAGCUGUGUUAAAUGUGCAGACAUCUUGUUGUCAGGAGUGUGAUUGUGUUCUUACGUUGUUUUGAUGUGUGAUAUCAUGCGCUGCUUAAAUGUUAUAUUUGGGUUCCUCAGCGAGGUGUUUUGCUGAUUGUUUUCAGCGCUGACUUUGGCUUCAUGAGAUGGAUUAAAGUGCAGAAAACACUCACAAACUUUGGUUCAGCCAGGGAGGUGGGGAACAAAACUCCCAUAGAUACCUCCCAAUUUGAAAAAAUCUAUUAAAACAUUUAAAUGGUAAGAAAAACUCUCUGGGUGUAGAAACUUUUUCACAUCACCGUGAAAUGUCCCAAAAAAUGCCACUGAAAUAACACACAACCGACCACAACGUGCGUUACUGACAACCUGUACAAACACUGGUUAACUAGUUUGAAUGACAUGAAAAACAUAAAAACAUUUUCUUGUGCAAAAUGACAGGACAACUGA